This is a messenger RNA of Cololabis saira (Pacific saury), 5396 nucleotides long. RefSeq names its product probable phospholipid-transporting ATPase IIA. The coding region runs from base 60 to 3200 and encodes 1046 amino acids. Gene Ontology annotation, cellular component: trans-Golgi network; endosome; plasma membrane. Gene Ontology annotation, biological process: phospholipid translocation; endocytosis; retrograde vesicle-mediated transport, Golgi to endoplasmic reticulum. Gene Ontology annotation, molecular function: magnesium ion binding; ATP hydrolysis activity; ATPase-coupled intramembrane lipid carrier activity. The transcript has 28 exons. Lineage: Eukaryota; Metazoa; Chordata; Actinopteri; Beloniformes; Belonidae. The record is from RefSeq and is a predicted model, not a curated record.
CACCCCUGGCCCCGCCCCCCAGCUGGCCCUAGCUCCACCACCGACCAGGGGCUGCAGGAAUGACCGACAACAUUCCCCUCCAGCCCGUCAGGCGACAGAAAAGACACGACGGCCAGCACAGGAAUGGGUGCUGUCCGUGGUCGGGAUGCUGUGGCAUGGGGGACUUCCGUCCCCGCACCGUGUGGCUCGGCCACCCAGAAAAGAGGGAGCAGAGGUACCCGAAGAAUGUUAUUAACAACCAGAAGUACAACUUCUUCACCUUCCUCCCUGGAGUGCUUUUCAAUCAGUUCAAGUACUUCUUCAACUUGUACUUCCUGCUUCUGGCCUGCUCCCAGUUUGUGGAGGAGCUGCGCUUAGGUGCCCUCUACACCUACUGGGUGCCUUUGGCUCUCGUUUUGAUUAUAACCAUCAUGAGAGAGGCCAUUGAAGAAAUAAGAUGCUACGUUCGAGACAAAGAAGUGAAUUCUCAGAUUUACAGCAAGCUUUCAACUAGAGGCACAGUGAAGGUUAAAAGCAGCGGCAUUCAAGUGGGCGAUCUUAUAAUUGUGGAAAAGAACCAGCGUGUUCCUGCUGACAUGAUCUUUCUAAGGACCUCUGAAAGAAAUGGCUCGUGUUUCCUCCGAACGGACCAGCUGGACGGAGAGACGGACUGGAAACUACGCCUCCCUGUGGCCUGCACGCAGAGGCUGCCCACCGCCGCCGACCUUCUUCAAAUCAGGUCUUAUGUGUAUGCUGAAGAACCAAACAUCGAUAUCCAUAAUUUUAUUGGAACUUUCACCAGGGAGGAUGGAGACCCACCGGUCAAUGAAAGUCUCAGCAUUGAGAACACGCUGUGGGCCAGCACUGUCGUUGCCUCUGGCACGGUGGUGGGGGUUGUGAUUUACACCGGCAAGGAGCUGCGCAGCGUCAUGAACACCUCCAACCCCAGACACAAGGUUGGCUUGUUUGACCUGGAAGUGAACUGUUUGACAAAGAUCUUGUUUGGAGCGCUGGUCGUGGUGUCUCUGGUCAUGGUGGCCCUGCAGCACUUCGCUGGCCGUUGGUAUCUCCAAAUCUUCCGUUUCCUGCUUCUCUUUUCUCACAUUGUGCCCAUCAGUUUGCGUGUCAAUCUGGAUAUGGGAAAGAUGGUUUUCAGUUGGAUGAUCAAGAAAGAUUCCAAAAUCCCCGGGACGGUGGUGAGGGCCAGCACCAUCCCUGAACAGCUCGGACGCAUCUCCUACCUGCUGACGGACAAAACAGGAACCCUGACCCAGAAUGAGAUGGUGUUCAGACGGCUCCAUCUGGGAACCGUUGCGUAUGGAAUGGACUCCAUGGAUGAAGUUCAGAGCCACGUGUUCAGCGCUUACACGCAGCCCACCCACGACCUCCCGGCCUCCAGGGCUCCGGCGGCCACUAAAGUCCGAAAGACCAUCAGCAGCCGGGUUCACGAGGCCGUGAAGGCCAUCGCCCUGGUGCACAACGUGACGCCCGUUUACGAGGCCAACGGUGUGACGGACCAGGCCGAGGCCGAGCAGCACUACGAAGACACGUGUAGGGUCUACCAGGCCUCCAGCCCCGAUGAGGUGUCGCUGGUGCAGUGGACUGAGAGCGUUGGGCUGACUCUGGUGGGCAGAGACCAGUCCUCCAUGCAGCUAAGGACCCCUACUGGACAAAUACUGAACUUCACCAUCCUGCAGAUAUUCCCCUUCACCUACGAGAGCAAGAGGAUGGGCAUCAUCGUGCGAGAUGAAUCAACAGGAGAGAUCACCUUCUACAUGAAAGGUGCUGAUGUGGUGAUGGCAGGCAUCGUCCAGUACAAUGACUGGCUGGAAGAGGAGUGUGGCAACAUGGCAAGAGAAGGUCUGAGGGUCCUUGUGGUGUCAAAGAAGUCGCUGACGGAGGAACAAUAUCAAGAUUUUGAGGCGAGGUACACGCAGGCCAAACUCAGCGUCCACGACCGCUCCCUGAAGGUUGCCACGGUGAUAGAGAGUCUGGAGAUGGAGAUGGAGCUGCUUUGUCUCACGGGGGUGGAGGACCAACUGCAGACGGACGUCAGACCCACCCUGGAGAUCCUCCGCAACGCAGGCAUCAAGGUGUGGAUGCUGACAGGAGAUAAGCUUGAAACUGCCACGUGUACUGCUAAGAAUGCGCAUCUCAUCACCCGCAGUCAGGACAUCCACAUCUUCAGACCAGUGACAACGCGAGGGGAGGCCCACCUGGAGCUCAACGCCUUCAGGAGAAAACACGACUGCGCUCUGGUCAUAUCGGGGGACUCGCUGGAAGUUUGUCUGAAGUAUUAUGAGUAUGAGUUCAUGGAGCUGGCGUGCCAGUGUCCCGCCGUGGUUUGCUGCCGAUGUACACCCACUCAGAAGGCUCAGAUAGUCCGGCUGCUGCAGGAGCGCACCGGCAAGCUCACCUGCGCCGUAGGGGACGGAGGAAACGAUGUCAGCAUGAUCCAGGAAGCAGACUGUGGCGUGGGAGUGGAGGGAAAAGAAGGAAAGCAGGCCUCUCUGGCAGCCGACUUCUCUGUGACUCAGUUCAAACAUCUAGGCCGUCUCCUCAUGGUCCACGGUCGCAACAGCUACAAGAGAUCUGCAGCUCUCAGCCAGUUCGUCAUCCACAGGAGCCUGUGCAUCAGCACCAUGCAGGCAGUUUUCUCGUCCGUGUUCUACUUUGCUUCGGUCCCUCUCUACCAAGGAUUCCUGAUUAUUGGUUAUUCCACCAUGUACACCAUGUUCCCCGUCUUCUCUCUGGUGUUGGAUAAAGAUGUGAAGUCAGAGGUUGCCAUGCUGUACCCAGAACUCUAUAAAGAUCUGUUAAAGGGGCGGCCACUAUCUUUCAAGACAUUUCUAAUUUGGGUCUUAAUAAGUAUUUAUCAAGGGAGCAUCAUCAUGUACGGAGCGCUGCUGCUCUUCGAGUCAGAGUUCGUCCACAUCGUGGCCAUUUCCUUCACGUCUCUGAUCCUGACGGAGCUGCUGAUGGUGGCCCUCACCAUCCAGACCUGGCACUGGCUCAUGAUCGUCGGAGAACUGCUCAGCCUGGCCUGUUACGUCGCCUCUCUCGUCUUCUUGCAUGAAUUUAUAGACGUCUACUUCAUCACCACGGUCUCCUUCCUCUGGAAGGUGACGGCCAUCACGCUGGUGAGCUGUCUGCCACUCUACAUCCUCAAGUACCUGCGCAGACGCUUCUCUCCCCCCAAUUACUCCAAGCUGACCUCCUAAAGACUCGUCUCCGGGCUCCUUUAUUAUCGGAAAAAAACAAAGAUUUUUCUGCCUUCAUUUUGCAAAAAAAGCCUGCACCAGGGCCAGAGAAUCUCUAGAUUUACUCCCUUUACUUUCCUCUGCAAAGCUGUUUGACUGGGCCAGGUUGUUUAUUGCGGCUGCAGAGUUUUUGUCAGUGAAAAAGCAGCGUAUAUUGGUUUGUGUGUUGGAUGCAAUGAGUGACAGAUGAUUUCUGACCUGCAGGAACUGUGGUCUGGAUUAAACUGACCAGAUUCAACCGGUUCUAAGAUGCAUCUUUAUCAUUUGUGGUCUUGUUAAGAGCUUCUAAACAUCAUAAACACAAAUGUAAACCCGUCACGCACUGUUUUACCCUGGAUGGGAUAAAAGAAAAUAGCUCAGUAAAUGAUGCUGCCCCAAAUUGUUGAAUAAUGUGAAAACCACAUUAGGCAGACGACUAUUAAGAGCUGAAGUUCAGCAUUUUUUGUUGUUGAAUGUAAACUGAUAUUUCUCCUAUUUCCAUCCCAGACUGUAGCUAUUUUUAUUCUGAAAAGGUGAGUUUGACGUAGGAUUCUCUCUCAGAACUUGAUUCAUAUUCUCCUCGUAGAGGGAUUUCUAAAAGCAGUUGAGGAUUAUACAGUUAAAAAGGGUUUAUUGGCUAGACUUUUUAUAAGACUGCGAGUUUGUGUGUUUGUUGAGUCACCUUAAAGCUACAGCUCAGCACAGCAGAGGCGGUGUGGCCGUUUAUUUUAGCACGACUCCUGGCGUCUGACGUUAAAUCCGUCCUCGUCUCUUUGUAGGGACCCUGAGUUGUUAGUAUUUGGUCAAAACGCCGUUGGUCAUUUGCAGCAGAAGCCAGCGGCGGGGCUGCUGGUGAGCUCCGCCAGCCUCUCAUGUGGUCACGCAGGCCGGCCGGCGCGGCCAAGCGUUCACCAGCGCAUGAUGACGCACUGUAACAGUGACCUAAAGCCAUAACUGAAAAUACCCCGGUGACUGCCGUUCCCCCGCCUCAUUUCCCCCGCCUCAUUUCUGGCUGCACACUCCACCAUCCCCCACACUCCUUACACAUUUAACCAUUAGAAACAAAAGGGAUUGUAGCACCCUAUAAUGUCAUAAUUUCCUGAAAAUGUAACAAAAUUUGCACUUAACUCAUUCGAAAAUGUAAUAAAGUCCAAUAAUGUAAUAACUUCACCAAUAAUGUAAUAAAAUAUCCUGACGGAUAUUGUAAUAACAUUUUUACUGAUAAUGUAAUACCUUAUUACAUUAUUGGGAAUUUAUUACAUUUUCAGGUGGGUCUUUUUUUUUCUUUUCCAAAACUGAUAAUGUAAUACUUGACAAAUAAUGUAAUAUAUAUGUUCAUUUUCAGUCCAGAGUUCUACAUUUUGUGUUUUAAGUAUCUAAGAAUGUUAUAUACGCUGGAUUUGAAACACCAGAAUGACUAUUGGGUUAAAUUGCAAACUUUGAGUACCAUGUAAUAAAUUUCCAAUAAUGUACUAAGGUAUUACAUUAUCGGUAAAAAUGUUAUUACAAUGUCAGUCAGGAUAUUAUAUUACAUUAUUGGGGAAGUUAUUACAUUAUUGGGUUUUAUUACAUUUUCGAUUGAGUUAAGUGCAAAUUUUAUUACAUUUUCAGGAAAUUAUUACAUUAUAGGGUGCUACAGGGAUCAAACUGAUCAAUACGUAAAUACCAUGUGGAUAUUGUCAAUAGCAAGUAUUACUGCUGCACAACAGGGAAAAAGAUCACACGGUGUUGCACUGCAAUUUAAUUUCACCAGUAAAUACGGCGGUCUAACUUGCAACCUACUAGAAUAAGAUGUUCACAAUUCACUUCAUUCAAAUAGUUUCAGCUUUUAAAAAGUGAUAACUCUAACAACGAGACAAUGAACUCAAUGCUUCAGUUUGUCCAGGGUGUCAUACAAUUCAUCUCUUUACACUGGAUCUUUCAUUUUUCCUAAAAAAAACUAAAUAAUUAAGCUGUUUACACAAAAUGUUGUUUUGUGCAGCUAUUGAGUGUACUUUUUUAUGUUGCAAUGGGAAUGAAAAGCAUAAAUGAUGCUAAAAUGGUUUGCAUGGGUGUAAAUAACUUAUUUUUAUUUAACAUGUCUAUUUAAUUUGUUGAUUGCACUUAAAUGAGCAGAACAAAAAGGGAGAAUUGUGCUGAUGUCAGUGUUGUGUUAAUAAAUAACGUGCUUUUUUCUUA